AUGUUAUCCAAACACACCUUCCAACUGUGCAUCGCUGCUGUGCCAGUGCUGGCGGUUUCGACGUCUGCAUCAUCGUUAGCGACAAAUACGAAUCCAACAACAACGCUUUUUGCCACGGCUACGGGUCGAGCUUCUGGUCUCAAUGCCGCAGCGAAGAAGUCUGGAAAGCUAUGGUUCGGUACUGCGGCUGAUAUCCCUGGCACAAACGAGAUCAAUGAUCCGUAUUAUAUGAAGGAAUUCAACAACAGCCGGGUCUUUGGUGAAGGUGAGUGUACCUGCAGACCUAGUAAUGAUGGAACAAAGGCCUAACAUGGGCGUAUUAGCGACGCCUGCCAACGCCAUGAAGUUCGACGCUACGGAGCCGCAACAGAAUAUGUUUGAUUUCACGGGAGCUGAGAGGUUUUUGGAAGUCUCUGAGGCGAGUCAUAAGUUGGUUCGAUGGUGAGUGAAGCCGCACGGACAUGUUUCAGCAAGGACUGAUGGGUUGGAUAGCCAUAACCUCAUCUGGGGCUCACAAAUACCGUCUUGGGUCACAAACCCUUCGACACCGUGGACUAAUGCAACGCUGAGCGCCGUGCUCAAGAACCAUGUACAGACUCUGGUCAAGCACUUCGGUGACCGCUGCUACAGCUGGGACGUCGUCAACGAAGCCUUCUCCGACAGCCCAGCCGGCUCAUACCUUGACAACUUCUGGUAUAACAACAUCGGGCCCGAGUACGUUCCCAUGGCAUUCAAAGCUGCUGCAGAUGCAGUCAAGGAGAACAACCUCAAAGUUAAACUCUACUACAACGACUACAACAUCGAAUACGCCGGCAACAAAUCCACCGCGGCCCAAAACCUCGUCCAAGAACUCCAAAGCCGCGGGAUCCAAAUCGACGGCGUCGGUCUGGAAUCUCAUUUCAUCGCCGGCGAGACUCCCUCCCAAGAGGCCCAGGAAUCCAACAUGAACGCUUUCACCGCCCUCGGUGUCGAUGUCGCCGUCACGGAACUGGACGUGAGGCUUACGCUUCCCCCUACCGCCGCUUCCGAGGCCCAGCAAGUCCAAGACUACUAUAGCACUGUCGCGGCUUGCCGGAAUGUGCAAAAGUGUAUCGGUGUUACCGUCUGGGAUUUUGUGGAUACGUAUAGUUGGGUGCCGAGUACGUUCGCCGGUCAAGGGUAUGCGGAUUUGUUUUUCCAGCCGCAGGGGCAGGAUACGACGUUGGUGAAGAAGGCGGCUUAUGAUGGAUGUCUGGAGGCGCUUACUGGGAAGGUGGAAGGGGUUUGA
Molecule: messenger RNA, 1267 nt
Organism: Lecanosticta acicola
Lineage: Eukaryota; Fungi; Ascomycota; Dothideomycetes; Mycosphaerellales; Mycosphaerellaceae
Source: the annotation of a GenBank genome assembly